Sphaeroforma arctica JP610 is the source of this 666-nucleotide messenger RNA. RefSeq lists its product as hypothetical. The transcript is spliced from 5 exons. Lineage: Eukaryota; Ichthyosporea; Ichthyophonida. The annotation marks the transcript as partial. The record is from RefSeq and is a predicted model, not a curated record.
AUGACCGCCUCGUGUAAUGGCAUGCUUUCGUUCAGUGCGAAGUUCGACAAGCUGGAUGUGUGCGGAGUUAUCGGCGAGGAUACGCCGGAGUUCACCUAUUACAAGGCUAUUAUUGCUGUGUGGAUGAAUGAGAUGGUGUUCCUGAGCAGUGAAGAAGACCCCACACCACUACCCGCACCGCUCAACCGCAACGGCAUUGGUAUGACCAAACUGGCCAUGGAGCUCAGCAGGGUCAAGGAUGUGGCAGCUACCAUCACGGUGGUAUAUCCUGGGCUGGAGAUUGAGGCGGCGGUGAUAAGGGUAGACGAAGGGGCUAUAGACAACUGGAAUUACUCCACAGUCACCUUGCAGCUGGCCUUGCCGGCCCCUUACACGGUUGCCACCAACUACUCCGGGAAGGUGGACCUGCUCGAGAUGAACGACGAAACAGCUGUGGCAGACGCUUUCUUCUUCGCUGAGCAGUGCAACGGACUCAAAGCUAACGACACGUGUGCACAGAAGAUCACCUACGACAUACUCACGUGUGACAUGACAGGCUCAUAUGCCAUGAUGCAGAUCCCACUGAUCUGUGAGGAGCUCAAUGAGAAGGGCGAGCCAGCCGAAUGCCCAACGAUUCUGAGCAAAGCGGACAUUUACUUCUACUUGGAUACCAACAACUUCUGCGAU